This is a messenger RNA of Gasterosteus aculeatus aculeatus (three-spined stickleback), 2868 nucleotides long. It is a transcript of the gene alcama, whose product is annotated as activated leukocyte cell adhesion molecule a. The record is from RefSeq and is a predicted model, not a curated record. Gene Ontology annotation, cellular component: plasma membrane. Gene Ontology annotation, biological process: cell adhesion. Lineage: Eukaryota; Metazoa; Chordata; Actinopteri; Perciformes; Gasterosteidae.
UCCCCCCCCGUGUCCUCUCGUAUUUCACCUGCGCUCUGUUCUGACACUGCGGUGAGUUCGGACUUUCCCCGCCCCUUCAAAAGCACGCAGCAUAUCGGCUGCGCAUAUUUGUAAAGUGCACACCGACUUGUGCUCGUCAUUUCCUGCCGAUCCACAGAGGUCUCCACAGGUACUUUCUCCAAGAGGAUGGGUCCCCCCGCGUUCCUGUUGCUGGCUCUCGUGUUCAGCGGGACGCUUCUCAAUGUGUGUGCUACAGAAGGUGUAACUGCCCUGUAUGGAGAGAUCAUUGUUGUACCAUGCAACGGUGGAGCUGCGACCCCAAAGGACCUCAUAUUUGUCAAGUGGAAAUACGAGAAAGAUGACGGCACUGCUGGCGAUCUGUUGAUCAAACAGGCAAGCAGCAAGGAGGCCACGGUUCAGGCCACGGACAAUUACUCCGGCAGGGUCAGCAUAGACGACAAGUUAGGCCUGCUCAUCACAGAGGCCUCGCUCAAAGACCAGAAGAUCUUCACAUGUAUGGUGGUGUCGACCUCCAACCUCAUGGAGUACCCCGUCUCUGUCGUUGUUUACAAGAAACCGUCUUCAGUUGAGAUUAUGGACAAGUCUGAAGUACUGCAGAAGGACAGGACAACAACGGUUGGAACAUGUGUUGCGAGGGAUGCCAACCCCGCAGCUGCGAUCACAUGGAAAAAGAAUGGAAAGAUCCUGGUAGCUGAUGGGAAAGCCAUUGUCAUCACCCCAAGCAUAAAGCUGGACCCUGCCACGGGCCUGUCCACCACCGCGUCCAUCCUCCAGUAUGCAGCCUCCAAGGAGGACGCUGUGGCAGUCUUCACUUGCGUGUCCAAACACCAGCUGAGCAGUCAGGAAGCAGAGCUGGAGCCUUUCCCCGUUCACUAUCCAUCGGAGAAGGUGAGCCUUCAAAUUUUGUCCAAGGGGCCCAUUGUAGAAGGAGUUAACGUAACGCUGAAGUGUCACGGUGAUGGCAACCCUCCACCCAGCUCCUUUUACUUCCACAUCAAGGACCAGAAAAUGCUGGUGAAAAAUUCAGACACCUACACUUUGGCCGCCAUCAGCAGAGAGGCAGGGGGUGUAUAUAAAUGCUCCCUGACUGACAACGAGAAAAUGGAGGCAUCACAAAGCAUCGUUGUUAGCUACAUGGACCUAAGUCUGACCCCCACUGGGAGGGUUGUUAAGACCAAAGGGGACACCUUGUCCGUGAUGAUGGAGAAGAGGGCCUCGGCUGACACUAAAGUGUCGUGGACAAAGAAUGGAAAGGCACUGAAGGAGCCAGUGUUCAGUAAUUUGACCUAUGGCGAUGCAGGACUCUACGUAUGUGAAGUUUCCAUGACUGGCCUCGAAAAACGUCAGAGCUUUGAACUGAUUGUAGAAGGAAAGCCUGUGAUCACUAGUCUUACCGAACACAGAGCUGACGGCGACAAUUACAAGGUUUUGACAUGCGAGGCUGAGGGAGUACCCGAACCCAACUUCCAAUGGAGCGUCAAUAGCACAAAUGAGAAGCGCUCCUACAUCAACGGCAAGGCCACCCAUAAAAUCUCUGUGAUCCCCAAUGUGAAUCUGACCGUCACCUGCAGCGUCAGCAACAAGCUUGGAGAAGAUGUCAAUACCAUCAACGUUUCCUCCGUUUUUAAGGAGCAAAAGGAGGAAAAAGGGUCUCCAGAGGAUUCAGAGGACCAGGCUAAGCUCAUAGUGGGAGUGUUGGCAGGGCUCCUCAUAGGUGCUGCCUUCCUGGGAUUGAUCUACUGGCUCUACAUGAAAAAUGCAAGACAAGGAAGCUGGAAAACUGGUGAGAAGGAGGUGGGAACAUCGGAGGAGAGCAAGAAACUGGAGGAGAAUAAUCACACUGUUUAAAUACCCUCAGACUGUGAUAUAUGGGAUGGAAAAGGUACACAAAAAGGCCGGAAGGGGAACUCCAAUCAAGCUUCAGUUUGAACGUCAAAAUACAUCUCAAGUAUAAUUUAAGUUUAUUACAAAAUCCAUCUUAUAUGUCAUCAUUCGUUUUAGUUUUUUUAAUUCAACAAAAUGUUAGCAGUACAGCCCAACAUCACAAAUUUGCCUCAGUGUUAUCUUAAUCAGAUCAGUUUAGACUUUUGGUCAGAACAAUCAUAACGGUGUGGUAAUACAAGCUUCUGGGUUUAUCAGACAAUGUGGAUUUGGUGUGGUGGCCACACAUGGGCUUGUUGCAAUGUGAGGUUUGCAAAUCAAACUUCACCCACCUAAUUUGUAUGAUAGAUUAUUCUAUAUUUUGGAUAACACUUUCUCAAAAAUCUAAGGGGGUUUUUGAGGCCAGCACCCCCCCCCUCGCCUCAAUACAUCUAAAUUGAAUACCCAUAAAUGAACGACAAAGGGCAUCUGAUUGACAUUUUUGGAUCUCAUGUUUACUUGAAAAACUAGCACACAAAUUAAAUAACCAUUUCAUCAUGACAGGCGGUGCCUCAGUUUAUUUUAUUCAUCUUUAUUGUGGGUGCAGACAUAUGUACCGCAUACACAUGCGACGGCAAUGACAGUCUCUUGGUCCAUCACUUGAAACAGUGAAAUAUGAGAAUGCUGAUCUUUUUCCAGCACAAGAAAGGGUCAAAAUGCUGAUUGUUCAAACUUUUCCUAAUGACGCAUAUUUAAUUAACAUGCUAUUGUGUUAACUAGUAAGCAGGUUAGCCGGCUUCCAGCUCCAGUACCAGCUUGUGUGUUCAGUGUUAGGGUAAUCAUCUCACCUGGAAGGUUUUUCACAUCUGACUUUUCCCAUAUCUCCUCAAGCACUUUGGUGAGUAAGAUUGACAUAUUUGAUAGGAUUGAUGGCCAAGAACUAAUGAAAUAAAAUCUACGUUGUAAUAGAUUGGAAUUAUCCUUUAA